Molecule: messenger RNA, 1662 nt
Organism: Pipra filicauda (Wire-tailed manakin)
Lineage: Eukaryota; Metazoa; Chordata; Aves; Passeriformes; Pipridae
Product: ryanodine receptor 1-like
Exons: 17
Biological process (GO): calcium ion transport
Cellular component (GO): calcium channel complex; sarcoplasmic reticulum membrane; smooth endoplasmic reticulum
Molecular function (GO): ryanodine-sensitive calcium-release channel activity
Source: RefSeq, a predicted model, not a curated record
AUGGACAGCUCCCAGGAGUUCAUCGCCCACCUGGGUGAGACCCCCGAGCCUGGGGGACCCCCAAAGCCCCCGGGGUACCCUCAGACCCCCCAACCCGUGGAUCCCCCGAUCCCCCCAAACGCCUCUGUGACCCCCCAGCCCUCGGGGGACAUCCGGGCCCAGAGUUCAUCGCCCACGGUCCCUCGGUGGGACAUCGCCCAGGAGUUCAUCGCCCACCUGGAGGCCGUGGUGAGCAGCGGGAGGGUGGAGAAAUCCCCCCACGAGCAGGAGAUCAAGUUCUUCGCCAAGAUCCUGCUGCCCCUCAUCAACCAGUACUUCCACAACCACUGCCUGUACUUCCUGUCCACCCCGGCCCAGGUGCUGGGCAGCGGCGGCCACGCCUCCAACAAGGAGAAGGAGAUGAUCACCAGCCUCUUCUGCAAACUGGCCGCGCUGGUCCGGCACCGCAUCUCGCUCUUCGGCACGGACGCCCCGGCCGUGGUGAACUGUCUGCUCAUCCUGGCCCGCUCCCUGGACGCCAGGACGGUGAUGAAGUCUGGCCCCGAGAUCGUCAAGGCCGGGCUCCGCUCGUUCUUCGAGUCGGCGGCCGAGGACAUGGAGAAGUUGGGGGAGCAGCUGCGCCUGGGCCGCGGGACCCCCACGCGGGCGCCCACCAAGGGCGUGGCCCAGGUCACCUACACCUCGGUGGCCCUGCUGCCCGUCCUCACCGCCCUCUUCGAGCACCUGGCACAGCACCAGUUCGGGGACGACGUCAUCCUGGACGAUGUCCAGGUGUCCUGUUACCGCAUCCUGUGCAGCAUCUACAGCCUGGGCACCGCCCGCGGGCCUCACUCUGGAGACGGCCAGGGGGGUGGCUCGGAGCAGGAGCGCUCCAAGAAGCGCCGCCGGGGCGACCGGUACUCGGUGCACACGUCGCUCAUCGUGGCCACGCUCAAGAAGAUGUUGCCCAUCGGGCUCAACAUGUGCUCCCCCGCUGACCAGGAGCUCAUCACGCUGGCCAAGGGCCGAUACGCCCUGAAGGACACGGACGAGGAGGGUCGGGAGGUCCUGCACAACAACCUGCACCUGCAGGGCAAGGUGGAGAACACGGGCUCAGCCCGCUGGCAGAUGGCCCUGGUGCGCCAGGCCGGGCGGGACGAGGACCCCGACACCCCCGAGCAGGUCGUGAGGAGGGUGCAGGAGGUGUCGGCCGUGCUCUACCACCUCGAGCAGACAGAGCACCCCUACAAGUCCAAGAAGGCCGUGUGGCACAAGCUCCUGUCCAAGCAGCGCCGCCGCGCCAUCGUCGCCUGCUUCCGCAUGACCCCCCUCUACAACCUGCCCAGGCACCGGGCGUGUAACAUGUUCCUGGAGUCGUACCGGCUCUCGUGGCUGGGCCGGGAGCAGCCGCCCUUCGAGGACCGGAUGAUCGACGACCUCUCGAAGUCGGGCCGGGAGGAGGAGGAGGAGGAGGAAGAGGCCGAGGCGCGGCCGGACCCGCUGCACCAGCUCAUCCUGCACUUCAGCAGGACGGCCCUGACCGAGCAGAGUCACCUGGAGCAGGAUCACCUGUACAUGGCCUACGCCGACAUCAUGGCCAAGAGCUGCCACGUGGGGGAAGAGGAGGAGGAAGAGAAGGAGGAAGAGGAGAAGGAAGAGGAAGCAGCCGAGGACUCGUUCGAG